GACUCGACGCCCGUCAGUUGAGUAGCAGUUGCAUCAGUGAGAGAGUACGAGACACGCACUCUUCCUUCCAAGUGUCACCACCGCUCGUCCGGUGCAACCCGAGCCACCCGAACCCUACACCCCGGAGGUAGCGACCAGCGCAGUCAUGAGUUCCUACCAGUUUGUCAACCCCCUCGCGUCCUGCUACGCCAACGCCCAGGCCCAACAGCAGGGCCCCAGAGGCGCUGCAAACUCGCCGAGCGAGUCCCUACAAGCGGCCUCCCCGGCAGGGGCCGACUACUACAACCCCAACGCGGCGAGCGCGGGCUACCCCACGCCCUGCUACUCGCCCCAACAGCAUUACCCCCAACACCCGUACGCCACCCCUGCCUCGGGGAUGCAGCACUCGGCACCCCCGGGCAUGAUAGACUACACCCAGUUACAGCCCCAGUCCCGGCUCAGCGCCGCCGCGACCGCCCAACAGCACAGCCUACACGCUGCCCAGCAGCACCACCAGCAGCACCUCCAACAGCAGCAACAACAACAGCUCCACCCGGACCCCACGAGCCCGCUGCUCCAGGCGGCCGCGGUGGCGGCUGCGGCUGCCGCGGCGGUGGGCCAGUCGGCGGCGGUGGCCGCGGCGGCAGCGGCUGCCUCGAGCUGCAAGUACGCGGACUCGACGGCCUCGGCGAACGUCUCGAGUCCUCAGGACCUCACCACGUCGACGAACGCGAGGAACAGUCCCGCCCCGGGGCUCGGGCCUGCAGGGACCAGCAAACCGGGUACCAGUGGGCAGAUGGCCUCGACGCCCGGUGGCUCCUCUAGGUCCUCGGUGGCUGCCGCCUCGGUGUCGUCGCCACCCAGCGUUGGUGGUCGGACCACCGGGGAGGGCGGUGCAGCUCUGACGACGGCCUCCUCGGCUUCCUCGCCAGCUUCGUCGACGUCGAGCACGAGCAGCACCGGGAACAACUCGUCGACCAAGGGCAGCGGAUCAGGGCAGAAUCCGCCCCAGAUCUACCCCUGGAUGAAGAGGGUGCACAUCGGACAGAGUACGGUGAACGCGAACGGGGAAACGAAGCGCCAGCGGACCUCGUACACCAGGUACCAGACCCUCGAGCUCGAGAAGGAGUUCCACUUCAACCGCUACCUGACCAGGCGGCGCAGGAUCGAGAUAGCGCACGCGCUCUGCCUCAGCGAGCGACAGAUCAAAAUCUGGUUCCAGAAUCGGCGGAUGAAGUGGAAGAAGGAGCACAAGAUGGCCAGCAUGAACAUCGUGCCGUACCACAUGUCGCCCUACGGUCAUCCCUACCAGUUCGCCCCGCACCCGAGCCAGUUCGCCCAUCUGGCCACAUAGGAGGAGUUCUCGUCCGCCGAGCUCGGAGCUCACGCCGUCCGGUUUCCCGGCAUGUACGGCGAGCAGAACUUCUAAGGGGGGCCCCUCCACUUUUGGGCCCACUCUCACCGACACCCCUACUCUCUGUCCUCCCCCCCACCCCACCUCUCUACUACUAUUCUAACGUCGUGCGCUCCACUUGCUCUUUUUCUCCACGCGUCGGUGGCUUUUGGCUAUACACUAGCGAUCGACUCGCCGCGAUUUCGCGAGUCGGCCCGGUAAUGAUUAUACACACCCCCCGAAAGGAAUCCCUCCUCCUUUAUAUUUCGAGGUUCCACGAGACGCUUCUUCCUUUUGUUUCACUUUUUUCGCGAAAAAUCGGCCAGACUGGAUUCGUUGUUUAGAUUCACGUGCAAAUUAC
Copidosoma floridanum is the source of this 1733-nucleotide messenger RNA. Its product is annotated as Sex combs reduced. Gene Ontology annotation, molecular function: RNA polymerase II cis-regulatory region sequence-specific DNA binding; DNA-binding transcription factor activity, RNA polymerase II-specific. Gene Ontology annotation, biological process: positive regulation of transcription by RNA polymerase II; anterior/posterior pattern specification. NCBI's taxonomy places the organism in Eukaryota, Metazoa, Arthropoda, Insecta, Hymenoptera, Encyrtidae. Gene Ontology annotation, cellular component: nucleus; nucleoplasm. The record is from RefSeq and is a predicted model, not a curated record.